Molecule: messenger RNA, 739 nt
Organism: Drosophila willistoni
Lineage: Eukaryota; Metazoa; Arthropoda; Insecta; Diptera; Drosophilidae
Exons: 2
Coding region: 1-687 (228 amino acids)
Source: RefSeq, a predicted model, not a curated record
AUGGAUAGACGUAUUUUGAUUCUGGUUUCUGGAACUCUACUGAGUUUAAUAAGUGCCCAAUCGCCGGAUAUAACAGAAACGCCUUUGCCCAAGCCUGGACGAUAUGUUCCCUCGCUGUAUGGGGCAAGUGGAUUAUACAUGCCUGAUAAUAGUGGAAAAUAUCAGCACCAGCAUCGACCCUAUGACGGCGGCUAUGGAGAUCGGGGUCAACCAUAUGCCAGUGACUUGCGUGGCAUUUUUAGACAAGCCGAGGAUCAGCUGAGGGCGAGCCUUGAUCAGGCUAACGAGGAAUUCGCAUUGGGACCGAAAGAUCACUUGCGCUUUAUGAUUGACUUUAAUUACAAUGGGACUGGCUGGCAGAUAAUACAAUUUGACUGGGUCCGAGAUGGAGAUGGCGACGAUCAAAAGAAAUAUAACUAUGUCAAUGAAAAUAAGCUAUGGGAAACGGAGAAUCAGGCCCAUGAGCCCCCUGAGCAGGCCUACGUCUAUGAGAAGUCAGAAACCGAGCCUCAAUCUGGAUCAACAGAUGCCAUUUGCGAUCCUGUUGAAAUUCAGCAGGUGGAGGAAGUCGUAGAAGAACCAAGAGCCAAUCUUAAUUCUCAACAGGAUCCUCGUCAAAUUCAAGAAACUAUCAACGAGGUGUUGGAAUAUAUACAACAACGAAUUUUACCCACAUUAAAUCGAUAAUAAGAAUGAACUUGAAAGAUUGUUGGAGAAUAAAAAAUUUAACAAGCGAAAA